Anneissia japonica is the source of this 2720-nucleotide messenger RNA. RefSeq names its product centrosomal protein of 72 kDa-like. The record is from RefSeq and is a predicted model, not a curated record. Gene Ontology annotation, molecular function: protein binding. The transcript is spliced from 14 exons. The coding region runs from base 57 to 2201 and encodes 714 amino acids. Lineage: Eukaryota; Metazoa; Echinodermata; Crinoidea; Comatulida; Comatulidae.
UUCAGAGACCCCUCGAUAUGAAGUGGUCGAAUCUGUAAUAUUGUAACUUUGAAAAAAUGGCGGUCGAGGCAAGUGAAAGUUGGGUUAGAGAAAGAGUAGAUUUAAACUAUGAAAAUCUUGGUGAUGUACGGUCAUUGUCAUUGCCUGGAAGUUAUCAUGAAAAGAUUAAUUACCUUGGAACUGCAUUGCACAGCUUUGAAAGACUUAAAAAUCUUGACCUGUCAAGGAAUUCGCUAAUAAGUCUAGAUGGGCUAGACCAUCUGACCAUGCUUGAAACACUCAACUUAUAUUAUAAUAAUAUAUCCAGUUUAAAGGAUUUAUUCCAGCUACGACACAACAGCAACCUGCAGGAGUUAGAUCUUAGACUCAAUCCAGUCACUAAGAAUGAACCAGACUACAGACUUUUUGUAGUGCACAUGCUGCCUAACCUACGGAAACUAGAUGACCGCUCUGUACGUGAUAGCGAAAGGAAAGCAGCAUUGCUCCACUUUAAUUCCGAGCAGGCUAAUGAGUUGACAGAGCAUGCUCAAGAAGAGAAAGCUGUAAUGAAAGGUCAGAGGUUAUACCAACCAAGAGCAGAGUAUGUAAGAGGGAUGGCAAAGAGGACAUCAGUUGUAGAGGACGACGAUUCUGAGCUCCUUGACAUGAUUGCAAGGACUGGCGGUGACCUAAGACGACCCAGAGUGCUGUCUGGAUCAGCAGUUGCAGCCCCAUCUGUUGAACACCAUGAACGAGAUCACAGUGCAGGUGUGAAAAUCAGUCAGGAAACUGAUGUUGAACCAGUAGAAACUCACCCUAGCCUUUCACGAUAUGACGAGUACUCUACUCACCCAUCCCCAUCACGCCGCGCAAACCUUGUAACACAAAUGAGGGACAUGCACGAUGUUGAUGGAGAUCCUCAAGAUAGAGAGGUGGCAUACAGUGGCUACGGAGAAACAGGUCAUCGCAACCAAGCUCCAGGGUUUGAUGAUGCCUAUUUGUAUUCAAAACUCCCUGUUGUAGGUCAUACACAGCAGACGAUUAGACCUCAUAGUCCUACUAGAGGGCGCACCAGAGUGCAAUUCCAGGAUGGUGUCCGGCCAAGAGGAACAGAACUAGGAGAUCCCAACUUAAGGUUCACUGAUGAAACAGAUGCUUACUCUUCUUACAAGUCGGUUGGAUAUUUCACCCCAAAUCCUAUGUCUGCAGAAACUGAUUCCAGUCAUCUGGGUAUUUCUGGCUCAAGAGCAACCACCAACCAAAUCAAAACAACACAAGAGGGGUACACAUCAGAGUCGGCUAUGGCAACUCCGCAACGUAGGCCAACAGAGAGCAGACAGCUUACAGGGCAAAGUGAAACAUACUACAAACCAGCACCUGCGUCUUCAUGUGAAAGUAAAGAAAUGCCUGCGCAAGUAACUUCAUUAUCUUCUGAUAAAGAUGGCUCUGUAGAUCCAGUUUCUGAAGAGUUUCUCACCAAAUUCCUAAAUCUUGUUGAUAGAUAUUGGAAUGGAUCAAAAUCUCUUCACAAACAUAAAAAAUUCCAAGGUCAAGCAAGGACAAUGCUAUCAAACUUUGUGUCGGAUGUGACAGCAGAAAGCCAACAGAAAGCAGACCUCUACCAAAAGGACUUGGCUAAGUUUGCGCAAGAGAAUGUCAGUCUUAGAGGACAGCUUACCACCAGUGCUAAGGAGAGCUCGCAGAAUCAGAUGAACCAUGAAGGUCUGCAAACUGCCCUUCAACUGGCACAGGAUGAUAUGGAUGUUUUGAAAGAAAAACUGCAUCAGGCAAAGGAAGAAAACCAGGCCCUAAAGGAGCAAGUAUCAUCGAUGGAGACCGGGAUGCCAAAAAUCCAGACAGCAGUAAAAUCAUCCGAACUACAAACCAAACACAUAAGUGUUCUGGAGGAUGAGAAUGAAACGUUACAGAGGGAAAUAGAUAAGAUGAGACUACAGCUUAAACAUUACGCACAGCUGCAAGAACUAGCCAAUAUGCUGCAAGAGAGUCACAAAUCUUUGGUAACAACUAAUGAUCACCUCUUACAAGAAUUGAAUGAGACAAAAGAUCGGCAUAGCAAUGAAGUGAAGCAACUUCAUUGGUCGUAUAGUGAGCUGAAACGGACGAUGGAUAUUAUGCCAAAGUAUACAAGCUCACAGGGGCUCUCGUCAGGGAGCUUCACAAGUGACGUGAACAGUCAAAGACGUUACAAUGGAGACACGUGAAGUAAUGUUGUGUUUUUCCGGUGAACAUUAGUAAAAAUUAUUUGCUAAUUAAUAUGGUAAAGAGAGUGUGAAUUGAACCAGCGACGUUUGGACGGCUGCUACCACAAUUUGCCAACUGAACUAAACUACGGUAGUUAACGAUGGUUUUUCCUAGCGCAAUACCUCUUUUGCUUAGUUCAUUUAUACAGUAUGUACUUAUGGCUAGUUAUCCUUCCAGUAUAUUUUUGGCUCCAAAUAUCUACUUAAUAAUUCCAGAUUUUAAUUUUACACCUUACAUUAACACGAAAUACUGUAUUAAUAUUUUAAUAAAAUUCAACAAUAUUAACAUUAUACUAUGCAUUAUAAAAUAGUGAUUGAUGUGUGUAUUAAUUUUUUUCCGUAUAUUUAAUAUUUUUUAUUAUAAAUAUAAAUAAUAUGCAUGUUUGUAUAUUUUACUGUGGCAUUUUGCCUCGUUUUUUGCGUUUAAUAGAUCAUUGAAAUGAUUUGAAUAUUUUAAAUAGCACCCUCGUUUAUAUCAAG